Dovyalis caffra is the source of this 1785-nucleotide messenger RNA. Lineage: Eukaryota; Viridiplantae; Streptophyta; Magnoliopsida; Malpighiales; Salicaceae. The record is from the annotation of a GenBank genome assembly.
AUGUCGGAGCUGGUGUACCAAGACCAUAGCUCGUCAAGAUCAGGAUUUAGAGCCCGGGAUGCAAGUCCUGACUCAGUAAUUUUCACUCUAGAAUCCAACUUCAGUCUCUUCUCUUCUGCUUCUGCUAGUGUCGAUCGCUGCUCUUUUGCUUCGGAUGCUCAUGAUCAUGAAUCUCUCGCCUCUGAAAUCUCUCUGCAUUUGGCAGGGCAUGAUGAAGAAGAGAGCUGUUCGAGUGGUCCAGAUAGAAAUCUAGAUCCAAACAAAUUGAAUACAGUACAGAUCAACAAGAAGCAGCAACACACUCACACUCACACUCGUCUCUACAGAAAAGCGGAGAAAGCGAAAGCAGCUCAAAAAGAAGACAACAAAACUAGUGCUAUAGAAGACGAUAGUCAUCUCCUAGAUUCAGCAAGAAGCUCCUUCUCUCUCGCUCUCAAAGAGUGUCAGGAAAGGAGAUCUAGAUCUGAAGCAAUUACAAAGAAACCGGAUAGGCGGAGACCUGCAUCACUAGAUCUUAACAAUGUGGUUACAUCUUCUUCGCCGCGAUUGGAUAACAUGAAGAAGAGUGCAGUUUAUUCAUCUCGAAAAUCCGGUACAUUUCCGAGCCCGGGAACUCCAAAUUAUCAUCAAUAUCAUUCUAGUUUUGGAAUGCAAAAAGGUUGGAGUUCCGAGCGAGUGCCGUUGCCAAAUCAUACUAACAGGCGGCAAGUAAUGAAUUCUACUGGGGCUGCUGUUUUGCCUUAUAAUAAUAGUGGAAGGACAUUGCCGUCGAAAUGGGAGGAUGCCGAGAGGUGGAUAUUUAGUCCUGUUUCGGGGGAUGGGGUUGUCAGGAGUUCGAUUCAGACUGCUCAAAGGAGGCCCAAGUCAAAGAGUGGACCGCUUGGACCACCUGGGGUUGCGUAUCAUUCCUUGCAUUCGCCUGCGAUGCAGGUGUUUGAUGGAGGGAAUGUGGGGAAUUUUAUAGCUGGUUCUCCGUUUUCGGCUGGUGUUAUUGCUGCUGAUGGGUUGGCGAUUAGGUCAAAUGGUAGCCAUGUUAUGGCAUUUCCUAUGCGGACAGACCCUUGCAUGGCUCGUUCGGUUAGUGUGCACGGUUGCUCUGAGACGGUAGCUCAGUCUUCCUUGCCAUCUCAAGAUCAAAAGCUUGACGGUGUCAAGGAUGCAGCAACUGAUAUAUCUCGUGCUGUUUCAAGAAGGGACAUGGCCACCCAAAUGAGCCCUGAAGGUAGCAAUCAUUCAUCUCCCACCAGGAGGCCAUCAUUCUCUGCCUCCACUCCAUCUGCUCUACCUAUUGUGGAACUGCAGGGUGUCAAUUCUUCUAAAUCUGAGGUCAGGGAUGUACAGGUGGAUGAAAGGGUUACUGUCACAAGGUGGUCUAAGAAACACCGAGCCCGCAACCAUGGAAAAACUUCAGAAAUUGUUGAUGACUGGAGAAAGAAAGCUGUUGAUACUCUGUCAUCUGGUUGGGAUGUUUCAGAGGCUGGAAAGAGCAUUUCAAAGGUCAAAAGAGAGGAAGCCAAAAUCACAGCAUGGGAGAACCUGCAGAAGGCAAAAGCUGAGGCAGCAAUAAGGAAACUUGAGAUGAAACUUGAGAAAAAGAGAUCAUCAUCUAUGGAUAGAAUUAUGAAUAAGCUGAGGUCAGCUCAAAAGAGAGCCCAGGAAAUGAGGAGCUCGGUACUAGCAAACCAAGCACAUCAAGUUUCCACAAACUCUCACAAAGCUGUAUCAUUCCGCAUAACCCGUCAGAAGGGUCCCCUGAGUGGUUGUUUCACAUGCCAUGCUUUCUAA